Teleopsis dalmanni is the source of this 598-nucleotide messenger RNA. RefSeq names its product 60S ribosomal protein L27 (gene RpL27). Gene Ontology annotation, cellular component: ribosome; cytosolic large ribosomal subunit. Gene Ontology annotation, molecular function: structural constituent of ribosome. Bases 127 to 534 code for a protein of 135 amino acids. Gene Ontology annotation, biological process: translation. The transcript has 2 exons. NCBI's taxonomy places the organism in Eukaryota, Metazoa, Arthropoda, Insecta, Diptera, Diopsidae. The record is from RefSeq and is a predicted model, not a curated record.
CGUUUCGUUUAGUGUUGUACCGCAUUCGUACAUAUAAAACCUUAAACUUCCAACGUGAGGUAAUUUCUCGUUCUUUGUAUCCGGUCAGCCAUAACAACUGUAUACGGACGCUUAACAGAAACUAAGAUGAGGAAAAUUAUGAAAACGGGCAAAAUAGUAAUUGUUCUAAGCGGACGUUACGCUGGUCGUAAGGCGAUCAUUGUAAAAACUGAUGAUGUCGGCACAGCAGAGAAACCUUUCGGACAUGCACUUGUUGCAGGUAUUGACAGAUACCCACGCAAAGUUACAAAGAAAAUGGGUAAAAAUAAGUUGAAGAAGAAAUCCAAGAUCAAGCCAUUCCUGAAAGUUCUUAAUUACAAUCAUUUGAUGCCUACACGCUAUGCCGCUCAUGAUAUUACUUUCGAGAAGCUGUCACCUAAGGAUUUAAAAGAUCCCGCAAAAAGGAAAACACAUCGAUUCCAAACUCGUGUGAAAUUUGAAGCCACGUAUAAAGAGGGUAAGAACAAGUGGUUCUUUCAAAAACUGCGAUUCUAAGUCCAAAAUCUUUUAAGCGUAUGUUCUCUUAUACUAGAAAUAAAAUAAAUAUCUAAAUUUAAAA